This is a messenger RNA of Cervus elaphus (red deer), 970 nucleotides long. It is a transcript of the gene TTC36, whose product is annotated as tetratricopeptide repeat domain 36. The transcript is spliced from 3 exons. Gene Ontology annotation, biological process: cilium assembly. The record is from RefSeq and is a predicted model, not a curated record. NCBI's taxonomy places the organism in Eukaryota, Metazoa, Chordata, Mammalia, Artiodactyla, Cervidae. Bases 216 to 899 code for a protein of 227 amino acids. Gene Ontology annotation, molecular function: protein binding.
AUUCAGCCAAGCCAGGGUCACUGUCCCCAGGCUGAAGGGGCUUGAGUUUACACUCCAGCCGAAGACUGGACAACACUCCUCUUGGGAGCUGGUCCUCAAACAGACCUCCUCUCUCUGGAUCAGGUAGAGGCUUAAAACUGACAAGAGGCUCAGCCCUCAGCUUUUUUUCCUUCCCCUUAUUGUGACUCACCUUUUUGAUCUGGGAGUUGAACACCAUGGGGACUCCAAAUGAUCAGGCCGUCUUGCAGGCCAUCUUCAACCCCGACUCCCCGUUUGGAGAUAUUGUUGGGUUGGACCUGGGAGAUGAAGCAGAGAAGGAAGUAGACGAAGUGACCUACACCCUGCCUGGUCAGCCCUGGCUCAUGUCCCAGGUUCCCAAAGCCCAAGGGGACUGUUGCUUCCUGCUGCCAACCACACAGCUGUCUCCUGGCUCCAUCCCCGGCACAGAUGAAGUUUUCCCACGAGCACAGCUGGAGCAGUCCAAGGCCCUGGAGCUGCAGGCGGUGAUCGCAGCAGAGGCUGGCGACCUCAGCACAGCCCUGGAGAGGUUUGGCCAAGCCAUCACCCUAUUGCCUGAGAGGGCCUCAGCCUACAAUAACCGAGCCCAGGCCCGGCGUCUCCAGGGGGAUGUGGCAGGCGCCCUGGAGGACCUGGAGCGCGCGCUGGCGCUGAGCGGCGGCCGAGGUCGCACCGCCCGCCAGGGCUUUGUGCAGCGCGGGCUCGUGGCGCGGCUGCAGGGCCGGGACGACGACGCCCGCAGUGACUUCGAGCGGGCGGCACGGCUGGGCAGCCAGUUUGCGCGCCGCCAGCUGGUGCAGCUCAACCCGUACGCGGCGCUGUGCAACCGCAUGCUGGCCGACGUGAUGGGGCAGCUGCGCCGGCCCCGCGACGAGCGCUGAGCGCUGGCAGGCGGGAGAGCGAGGAGUGUGGGGGGAUGCGCCAGCAACCAAUAAAGCUGUGGUUUCGCCCA